AUGGUGUCUGAGGAAACGUACGAGCUGUGCCUGCACAUCCUGAACAAUGAGGAAGACAACGAGGAGGAAAAGGCCGAGAAGCUGGAGGCCUUCCUGCGCGAGCAGUCGUCCCUGACCGACUCCGCGCUCGAGAACGCCGUGCUCGACGUCCUCUGGCGGCACCGCAGCUCGUCCAUGGCCGAUGCCUCGCAGCCUCCCGUCCGGCACACAGUCAUUCGCCGCUCCUCCCCGGCGCCGUGGCAGAUGGCUCGCUCGGCCACGCCGCUGUCUCCUCCUUCGAACACUGGGUCCAGCCCAGUGACGACCCAGUCUGGCUUCCCCGUACCCCGUGGGGGAUUUCCUCGCGCGCCCAGAUCACUGACAGCAUCUCCCUUUACCUCUCCUCGACCGUCACCGCGGCUGGGAAAAGUGCUCCCCAUCCCGCACAGUCCCAAUCUCAGCACUUACUCCUUCUCGGAGCGUCCAGCUGCUCCCGAGAUAUACGGUGAUCUCGGCAGUGAUAACGUCGAUUGGCUGGUCAACGAGGAUGCAAGGAGCACCGCCUCGUCUACAGGUCUCAGUGCUGCUGCUCCAGAAUGGGUUGCGCCUCCGGACAUGAGUCCCUACGACAUUCUAAGGUCAGUGCUAGGCGAACGCAAGACCAACGAGGAGAUCGAGCAUGCCCUCGAGGCAAACGGGUAUGAUCUGGGAGCCACAAUUGCAUCUCUCACUGAACAGGAUCACCACGCCCAUGGCCAGCACCACCUGGAAACGCCGUCUCUCUCUUCCAGCAACGAAGGCCGCGUUCUGAUCGGCAAGUCUACGGCCAUGGAUCCAGCUCGGCCAUUGACGCCCUCCAGCUCUGCGCGGACUCCCGUUGUCUGUAAAUAUUGGUUGUCCACUGGCCAGUGUCUUCGCAUGGACUGUCGGUUCAGCCAUGAUCUCACCAGCCAUGUCUGCAAAUACUGGCUUAUGGGCAACUGUCUUGCAGGAGAGUCUUGUCCCUUCUCGCAUGAUCCGUCUUCUUUAAUAGGAGGCAUGAGCAUCAACAGCGACAACCUGAGCGUCUCUGGUUACUCUGCGCACGCAGCGUCGCAGCAGCAAAACAGCGUCUAUCCGCUGCAGGACAACUACGAGGCCUUUCCUCCUCUCCAACCUCCCUCGACCGCUUCUUCUGCUGCAACUGCCACCACCAACAGCAACAGCAUCGCCGACCAGUGGCACCAUCGGACCCAGAUGCAGUUCAUGGCCGGUAGCCCUCAGAUGAGGCCAGGCUCGUCGUCGAGCAUCAAAAACAAGAACAUGCUGAACCCGUCAGCUACACGUUCUCACUCGCGGCCUGGGAGCAAGCACCAGAGCCGCGAGCAGCCAGCCACCUCUGCUCCCGCAGUGGACGACCCUGAGGCGUUCCCGACGCUUCAGGCUCUCAACAGUCGUCCCGGCAAGAAACACCACGGUAAACGUGGUAACCAGCAUCGAGAGGCUACCAAGGCUGCCAGAGACGCGUCCGGUACGUCAUUAGCCGACGCAGUUCGCAUGUCCCCUUCGUCGAAGAAGGGAGCUCAGAAGGGAGCUCGAUCCUCUGCCGCCAAUAACACCAGAGAGAUCAGCGCGGAGGCUCAGGCCAUCCCGUCGCCAAAGCACAUCCCUUGGCUCGAAACCGGUGUCGAGUGGACGCAGCCUUACUUGAAGUACCGUGUGGAUGCCAUCACCCACGGUAACGUAAGGAACAAGUUCCUUCAAAGUGCUGCGCAAGCCUGGAACCGCAACGAUGCGCGGGCUGCUAAGGCCCUGUCGCUCCGAGGUCAGGCUGAAAACGAUGCUAUGCGUCGUUGCCACCGAGAGGCUGCCAGGCUGCUCUUCGAAGAGGGCCGUAAGCGCAUUGCCGAGAAUGACGAUGAGUUCUACGUUGACUUGCACGGUCUGGUCCCGACCGAGGCGAUCGCGUACCUCGACAACAUCCUGAAGGAGAGCUCUCAGCUGCGGGAGCACUACCUCUACGUCAUCACCGGUAGUGGGCACCAUAGCAAGAAUGGCAAGGACAAGGUUGGCAAGGCCGUCAAGGGCUGGCUGACGGAACACAGCUAUGUGUUCCGCGACUUCAGUGUGCCCGGCGAACGUGGUGGAUUUGUUGCCUUUGUCAUUGGCAUCAAUACUACGGCAACGACUAGCAGUGACAGAAAUUCACUAUCCCCGUCGUCCGCUGCCUCCAAGCCUCAGACCCAGACUCAGACUCAGAUGCAGACACAGAGCCAGAACCAGAACCAGAAUCAGAGCACCGACCAGCCCGCCGGAGAGAUCAGCAAGGCCGUUGCUGCUGCUGCUGCUGCUGCUGCCGCUGCCGCAGCUAGCACGAAUACUACUGAUCCAAACACCGCCACUAAUGACACUGGCGACGAAGAUGGAAGUGUGACUGCAGAAGGAUCCUCGUCAUCCCCCGAGCCUGGUCCCGUCCUCAAGAUGGGCAAGAUACAGCUACUGAAGCGAGAGGGAGCUGCAGCCAAAGCAUGA
Messenger RNA from Nannizzia gypsea CBS 118893, 2490 nucleotides. RefSeq names its product CCCH zinc finger and SMR domain-containing protein. Gene Ontology annotation, biological process: negative regulation of DNA-templated transcription. Gene Ontology annotation, molecular function: metal ion binding; RNA binding. Gene Ontology annotation, cellular component: nucleus. The record is from RefSeq and is a predicted model, not a curated record. The transcript has 3 exons. The coding region runs from base 1 to 2490 and encodes 829 amino acids. NCBI's taxonomy places the organism in Eukaryota, Fungi, Ascomycota, Eurotiomycetes, Onygenales, Arthrodermataceae.